AUGGCGACAACCACAAACCUCUCAUCGUCUGAAAAGACCAACGAAGCUUUUGCUUUUCUCAAGAAGUCAUUGCCGGCACAAUUGCAAGCUCCUCGUGUAGCCAUCGUUUGUGGCUCUGGAUUAGGUGGUCUUGCAAACACGAUUGAUAGUGAACUUCGAGUAGAAAUCGAUUAUGCUGAUAUUCCACACUUCCCCCGCUUGACGGUUGCUGGUCAUGCGGGUAAGCUUGUUUUUGGGCUUCUUGACAAGCAAGUUCCGGCAGUUCUCAUGGUUGGCCGCGCCCACUAUUAUGAGGGUCAUGGAAUAGACCAAGUCACAUUUCCUAUUCGAGUCUUCAAAUUGUUGGGAGUUGAUACGGUGAUUUUAACAAAUGCCGCUGGAGGUCUCAACCCCGAGUAUGUGGUAGGCGACAUUGUACUUCUAAACGACCAUAUCUUCCUCGCUGGUUUAGCCGGAACACAUCCGUUGCGAGGGCCCAACGACGAAGAAUUUGGCCCUCGAUUCCCACCUCUGUCGGAUGCUUAUGACCUCGAUCUGCGUCGACAGGUACAUGAAGCUUGGGGAAAGGUCAUUGACGCGGAAAGCAAACGAAGAUUACACGAGGGUGUGUAUGCCUUCGUCGGCGGACCAAGUUACGAAACCAGAGCAGAGUGCCGGAUGCUCCGCCAACUCGGGGCUGAUGUGGUUGGCAUGUCGACUGUACCCGAAAUCGUUGUCGCCAGACACUGCGGUCUCCGGAUUAUUGCAUUCAGCCUGGUGACAAACAACGCUGUUCUUUCACCUGUCCCUCGCGGAGAUGACCAUCUCAUCCAAGGCAGGGACGUGAAAGAGCUGGACGCAAUUCUGCAGGAAGGGAAAGCCAACCACGAAGAAGUGCUUGAGGCGGGCCGACUUGCAGCUCAAGAUAUGCAGAAGCUAGUUGUCCAUACCAUUACGGAUAUUUUCAGGAGCACCUGA
Messenger RNA from Aspergillus calidoustus, 957 nucleotides. NCBI's taxonomy places the organism in Eukaryota, Fungi, Ascomycota, Eurotiomycetes, Eurotiales, Aspergillaceae. The record is from the annotation of a GenBank genome assembly.